This is a messenger RNA of Scomber japonicus (chub mackerel), 3068 nucleotides long. It is a transcript of the gene senp5, whose product is annotated as SUMO specific peptidase 5. Gene Ontology annotation, molecular function: deSUMOylase activity. The transcript has 9 exons. The record is from RefSeq and is a predicted model, not a curated record. The coding region runs from base 8 to 1714 and encodes 568 amino acids. Gene Ontology annotation, biological process: protein desumoylation. NCBI's taxonomy places the organism in Eukaryota, Metazoa, Chordata, Actinopteri, Scombriformes, Scombridae. Gene Ontology annotation, cellular component: nucleus.
GGUGCAGAUGUCUGUAUUAGUAGCUGAUACUCAGUCACAACCCCCUGUUACCCUGCCUGUCGAUACCUCCCUGCUGGAUGGACCAAUAAGGAACUGUGUUGCUCCAGAGAAGGGGGCCAUGCAGAAAAAUGAGGACAUGUCAAUAGAGGGUUCAGGGGACGCUGGCACAGGAGUGAAAGAAACUGGGGACAGCAGCGAUGUGGAGAUGAGGUUGCUGGGGACGGCAGGCAGGAAAUGGUCAGCGGUUAGAGGCAGAGGAGGGAGGGGUAAGGUGGGAGCUACGUUUGCGUCGAAAAUGGAAGUAGACGUCGGAAUGAAGAUGGGCUCUGCAGGUGGUGUUGUCGGUUCUAAGACAGAUGCCUUAACUGAAUCAGUGUUAGCACAUGUGCACAAGGAAAACAAGGAUGCAGAGAUGGAGCAUGAAGAGCAGAAAGACUCCAUUUCCGUUAAAUCUCCGUUAGGAAACGGAGAUACGAUAAACCUGUCUGAAACAGAACUUGAAGGGGAGGACAGCAUGAACUUGACUAAACCAGAAAAUGGAAUACUCCCCAUUUCAGGGCAGUCAGGUUCUGCUUCAAGCCCAGGAACUCCCCAGGACCUCGACUCUGCGAUGCAGGUGGACGAGACUCCUGACAGAACAGACUCGGUGUCCUUACCGGAAACUCUUUCCAACGGAAACGCCACCACACCAACAGACCAUGACCACAGACCCACACCUACGGAGAUGGAAACGCUUUCUUCUCCAAACCAGUGUCCGGUUUCAGUGAGCAGCAUGCAGCACAGCUGGGCAUUAAGAGAUCACAGGCUGUACUGUGCGCCAGGGACCUGGGAGAAACAGCAGGUGGAAGAAGAGUCAGGUACAGAUCAGUCAAAGGAAACACACGGAGGAGAGAUGGAUGGAAAGAUGCUGAAUAAUGAAAGCCUGGAGCAGCUUACUGAUAUGGUCCACGAAUUUCUGGAGAGCUUCUAUAUAAAAUAUGGCAGUUUCAUUCCUCUGAGUGAGACAGAUGUCCUGGAGUACCUGAAGAAGAACGGCAACUGUGACCUCAGCAACAAGGGACUAAACAUCAAAGGGGAGAUGACUCGGUACAGGGCAGGGCUGGCCUCUGCUCCUAUUUCGGGCUUCAUGGUGAUGUAUAACAAACACACACUGAGCCUGGAGGACCUUAGCACACUGGAGGAACAGAACUGGCUUAAUGACCAGAUUAUCAACAUGUAUGGAGAACUGAUUAUGGAGGCAACAGAGCACAAGGUUCAUUUUUUCAACAGCUUUUUCCACAAGCAGCUGGUUGCCAAGGGUUAUGAUGGUGUGAAAAGAUGGACUAAAAAAGUCGAUCUGUUCUCCAAGUGGCUGUUGCUAAUUCCCAUCCAUUUAGAAAUCCACUGGUCUCUCGUCACAGUUACUAUGGCAACCAAAACCAUCAAUUACUACGACAGCCAAGGCAUUGUCUUCAGACACACAACAGAUAACAUUAUGAAGUACCUUCAGUCUGAAGCUCGAGAGAAGAAGCAAACAGCUUUCCAGAAAGGCUGGAAGAUCACUAUCAUCAAGGGUAUUCCUCAGCAGAAAAAUGACAGCGACUGUGGAGUUUUUGUCCUCGAGUACUGCCGACGUCUCUCGGUGAAGCAGCCUCUGCAGUUCAGUCAGGAGGACAUGCCUCGCAUCCGCAAGAGACUCUACAAGGAGCUGUGUGACUGUCGCCUCAACGAUUGAAUUACUGAAUAACAGCCACCUUUACUCACUCACUGCUUACCUGGUUACAUGAGACGGUCUGUAUAAGCCUGUUUUAUUGACAGCCUGUUUCACUAGCUAACUCACAACCUGACUGUUUUCCAGGAAGUCACAACUGCCUGUGUGACUGACGGCAGUGGUUGGUCACUUUUGAGUUUUUGUGACUGAGUUCAAUAACUGUCUACUUCAGCAGAUUUUUACUUGCAAACUUGGAAAGAACUACUGAUAUGGCCCCCUACUGACAGCCCAAAAUGCUGGACACGUACACUUCAGGUUGCUUUUGCUUUCUACGUUUAGCAUCCCCAGCAGAUUUCAACCAAACAGCCAGUUGUAAGGACAUGGGCGCUCUUACUUGGACUUUAUAAUGCAGGUGUUGGACCAGCUCGGACCAAUACAAUGGACUUUUCCUUCCAAAAUGGAGUGGCCUUACAUCCCGGACGGCCAUUUUAAACUAAGUGACAUUUUUAACUGUUUAUUUUAUGCUGAAUUUAGUAACAGCAUCAUGGUUACAGUUACAGUUGUUUUCUAACAUGUUAUAAAGCUAGGAAGUGCGAUUCAGUGGACCAGCUUGUUCACUUAAAACUUGAAGGUUUGAGUUGGUUUUGUUCUCUUGGACUACAAACAUUUGCACGGUUAGAGGCCUACCCAUCGAAGACUUCAGAUUAUCAACUGAAUGUACUGAUGACGUCUUCUUCCAGGCUGCCUCGCAGGGUGGUGACUUAACACCGUACAGGCUAAUGGCACAUUUUGGCUGUGGCUUGAAACAGGGAUAUAAUUUUGCAAGUUAGUUUUUGUUUAUUCUUUGAGUGUCAGGUUUUUUUUGUCAACUUACUCCAAAUAAUUUCUUUCUCAAAUUCCAGUUUUCCCACCACAUUAUCCCGUGCAUUUUGUUUUGUUUUGCUGUGAUCACAUCCUUAUUGUAGGUUUUGCACAAGCAUUUUUUUCCCAGUUUUUUCAGCUAUAAGCCAUUGUUUGAUAACAGUUUGUUUGACUCCAUCAGUUUGUCAUGCUAGUUAUUAAAUUUCAUGUUAAGCUGUACAGCUAGCUGCUGAUGGGAGGACCACAGUUCUUGAUUUUUAACCAACCUUACACUGUCAAGACAAACUUCUUCAUAUAGAUGCAUUAACAGAUGCAGAAAGACUUGGUUAUAGUCUUGAUGUUGAAACAAGUGGACCUCACUUAUUUUCUGUCCAGCCUGGAUUUUGUUGUUAUAUUACCUUAUAUGUAUUUACAUACUGUAUUGUACUUUUACUUGCCAACUACUGUACAUGCUUGCUUUGGCUAAAAACCACAGUGGUUUAUUGACUGUUUUUAUUGUUAUUAAAAGGCCAAUACU